Messenger RNA from Aspergillus calidoustus, 3085 nucleotides. The record is from the annotation of a GenBank genome assembly. Lineage: Eukaryota; Fungi; Ascomycota; Eurotiomycetes; Eurotiales; Aspergillaceae.
CCCAGACGCAAGCUUGCUAGCUUGUUUCCCCGCAAUUGCCUCGCCCCGGCUGCUCUUCCCUUUCACCUCUCUUCCUCACGACCUCCAUCGUCAACUUGCCAGCAUGUCCUCACAAGACUUGAAAGUUAUACCCAAUCUCGCCCGCUCCAAACGAGCCGCUCGCGCCUGCACCCGCUGCCACUCUCGCAAAGUCCGAUGCGAUGGCUCCAUCACCGGCUUCCCCUGCACAAACUGCCGCCUGGACGGAAGAUCGUGUACUCUGCACUCGGGGAAGAGGGAUAAAGAGAAGCAGAUAAUGAGGGCAAUUGCGAAGGACCGCGAGAGAACGUAUUCGACCCCGUCAAAUAACGAUAUACACCGUAACUCGGGAAGAGUCACGUUUGUGAGGUCUCAGGGGACUCUGCGGGUGCCUAUCCAGGAGGUUUUGGAUGUCUUUACAAAGCACUACUUCUUAUACGUGCACCCGUGUCUACCAGUGGUUGAUGAGGCGCUAUUUUGGAGAAAGUAUCGGUGUCCGGAUGGAAGCGCGGGCAAGAUCUCGACUCUGCUUUUUCAGGCAAUGCUUUUUGCUACAAGCUCGUUUGUUCCUCUCGAAGCAGCCAAAGAAUGUGGAUACGAUUCUCUUCAAUCCGCGCGAGACGACCUCUACCGACGAGCCAAGCGCCUCUACGAGCUCGGCGUCGAAAAAGACCGAUUCGUCGUCGCUCAAGCCUCCCUCCUGCUUACAUACUACAGCACCGACGCCGAGCGUUCUAACAAUUCUCGAUGGCUGCGCACGGCAAUCCGUCACGCAAAGAAGGAACGGGCCCAUCUAUACCACCACCUUCAACCUUGCAAGAAAACUUUGGACCUCAAGCGUCUGUGGUGGUGCUGCAUGAUUCGAGACCGCAUAAUCUCACUGGGCAUGCGCCGACCUAUCCAAAUCACACCUGAUGAGUUCGACUUGAAUCAACCGGGUCUCUCGUUCGAAGACCUCCAAGAAGAAUGCCUGCAGUCAGAGGUGUACAACCCCGAGACCAAAGUUGCCCUGUGUCGUGUGCUCGCCAGUCUCUGCCACCUUGUUGUCGCUGUGACGGAAUCCAUUUUGCUGGUCUACCCAACGACGCACAGUCUGCCAUAUUCCCUAGCGGAGCGCCGCGCGCAGCUGGACCGGCUUGAGGAAACAAAGUUCGCCCUUCUGGAGUGGGAGUUUAGCUGGGUAGCCAAUCCGGAUGGAAAGGAGUAUUAUAUCCAUCCAUCGUUGACGUUGUAUACGAAUCUCUGCGCGAUAUAUUACCAAUCCGCCCGCAUCGCCCUCUGCAACCGCAUCUGCCUCCUCAUCGGGCAGAACACCUACCUGAGCGACGAAACCGACCUUCCACGGAUCGAGUCCUGCCGCGCCGAACUUGCCAUGGCAAUCCGCUCAACGGCCGACAACGUCAAACAGCUCAUCCUCAAUGGUGUCGCAGACAAACUCCCUAUAAGCGCCGUCGCAUACACCCUGUUUCCGCAAAUACUGCUAAGCAUUCAAUCCCAACUCUCCACCACAGAAGAAGACAAGCAGCUCCACGAGGUCAUGCUCGUCUUCUUCGUCGAGGUCUUCCGCUGUUUCCGCAGCCAGUACUAUAUGACCCUGAUCCUAGCUGUGUCGUGGCAAGCGAUGGAACUCUGUCAUUCCCAAAACAACUCUUCCGCCUUACCUUCAUCAAGUACAAGUCUCGUCCCUUCUGCCACCGGCGCAGCAUCAAAUACCCAGCUCACAGAGAACACCGGCUACCAAUACACCACCACCACACCAAACCACCUCCCCAGCCUUUUUCAGCUCCGCUUAACAGAAUACCUCCGACUACUUCGCUAUGUAGACGAAUUCUUCUCGCUCCGUGCCGCACCGGGCGAGGGCUUCAUUUAUCCGCCGCCCAGCGUUCGUACACCGCUCCCUCCCGACUCCGACUCCUUGUCAUUGUCUCCAUUCUCUUUUCCUUCUAUGUCGGUCUCGAAGCACCGCGCUCUCGCUCCUGCCCCGGCUCGUGUCUCUGCUCAUACUGCUUGCGCAGCAUCACCGCAUGGAACCGUCUCCUCGGAUUCGACGGAGGACUCGAAGCGUGAUGCCGCGGACGAGAGCUUGGUGUACAAGGGCUCAAUGGACGACUUCCUAUGGGUGUAUUUUGGGGAAGCCGAGUUGGAUUUUGUGGGGAAUGAAAGGAAGGGCGAAGUUGAGACUGAUACGCCGUCGGCUGAGGGAUCUGGGUCUGGAUCUGAGAUUGGUGGGGAGGGUGGAGCUGGGUAUUCGGACGGAUUCCGGAGUGAUAGUUGGGAUGGGAGCCAUGCCAAACAGGUGCCUGGACCAGGGACGCGGGUGGAGGAUACGUUCCAGAGUAUGCUCGAUUGUCUUCCGUUACUUGGUGAAUAGUCAGCUAUACACGUUCUACACUUCGACUUUUGAAGGCCAUGUAUUAUGUAUGUAUUCGUCAAUAUUGUUUGUUAUAUAAAGUCAUAAUAACUAUACACUCACACUAUGCUGAGGUCAAAAGAUCAAGACUCCUCAAGCAGCCCCAUAGAGCCCCAUAGGAACAUGCACAACUCGAUCUCUAAGCCAAUCCGCAACCCCCUUUCCAAACCCAUCCAGCCUCGACGAACUACUAACCCCCCUCCCAAGGAUCCCAUAAACGACAAAAUGCACCGCGCGAAUGUGUGGAAACUCCACACGCUCUAUAAAGUACUCAUCUUCCCUCCAGUCAUCGCCAAGAAGAGCCUUCAUGCGCGAGAUACUCAGGUAGCCGCGUAGCCACUGGUACGCCGCGUCUUUGUCCUUUACAUGGUAGACGAGUUCGAUGUCCGGGAUGAAGAAGCCGACGUUGAGGUUUCCGCCUUUGUCGCCGGAGCGGACGAGGGUUAUAUCGCCGAGGCGGAUGGGUUGCGUUUCUUCGAGUGGUUGUGGUUGGGAGGCGUGUUUGGAUGGGCAAGGGUCGUAGCUUUCUCGUUUCUCGAGCGCGGAGUAGCGGGGAGGAUGGCCUGUUUCGAGGACCGUACUUGAGCCGUUGGUGUUGAGGAGGGUUAUGGUUUCUUGUAAAGAGGAUUGAGGAAUUAUGGCUGGGUAGUAAGCGAG